CAUCGUGUAAAAAUCCCGUGGUGUUCGUCAAGCCGAUAAAACCUAAACCAUUUCCGAGGCAAAAGGUUGCCAAUAAUGACUGUGAGCAAGUCAACGUAAGGCAGAGAAAGGGAAGGCCUUGUCUUGAGCGCUUUUCGCUUCUCUUGCUUGCACAGCCAGUGUGAUGUCAGCGGUGGCAGUAUUGGUGUAAUUGACUCAGUUGGGGUGAUGGCGUCAUUUUAUGCCCUGCUGUAGCCUCCUGCCUCAAUAGCGAAGGGGAGACGGAGCUUUAGCCGACGCGACCGUGGCUCCCUUGGCCCGGAUCGAGCACCGCCGAGCCGGACACCUCACCACGGGAAACAUGGAGGCUGCGGCCGAGGAGCUGCUGGCCGGCUCUCGGCUACCUGUCACUAUCGAUCAAAUAGUUAACGAUACGCUGUUGGUGACGCUGACCUACCGAGAAAGGAGCUACACGGGCAUAUUACUUGACUGCAACAAGAAGACCGGGCUCUUCUGUUUGCCAGAUUUUGGAACAACACCAGUGGACUUCCCUGGAUCUAAAACAACGUGUGAAAUACCAGAGGUUCUGAGUGAGGAGCAAGAUUCCAUAGCUCCCAGCCAGGCAUCACAAAGACCAAAGGAUGAAAAUACUCUGCCUGAAAGCAGUAUAGCUGCUGCGCCUCCACUUUGCCCAGUUCCCACACCAGUGCCAGCUGGGCAGACGCCAUACCCUCCUUAUUUUGAAGGAGCCCCCUUCCCCCAGCCUUUAUGGGUGCGCCACAGCUACAACCAAUGGGUACCACAGCCCCCUCCCCGACCCAUAAAGAGGAAGAAGAGACGGACACGAGAGCCUGGCCGCAUGACGAUGAGUACCAUACGUCUGCGGCCUCGGCAGGUACUUUGCGAAAAAUGCAAAAACACCUUGAAUAGUGAUGAGGACAGCAAAGAUGGCUUGAUGGCAAAGAACUCCAGAAAAGAAAAUACACUACACAGUGACAACGAUGGAGAUGACAAAGACACACCGAAUAAGCUCUCAAAGAAAAAUGAUGUAGUCGCAGCCAAGGACAAUAAGAGACGGGAAAAUGGCACCAGCAUUGACAGCAAACGUCUCAGGAAGGACAAAAGGAGUGAAUCUGAAGGGGAGAAAUUCCCAGGAGGCGACGUUAUUCCCCACAGUCCAGUCAUAAAGAUUUCGUACAGCACUCCACAGGGCAAGGGAGAGGUCAUGAAGAUCCCUUCGAGAGUCCACGGUUCAGUAAAACCAUUCUGUCCCAAGCAGCUAGCGCAUAAUGGCUUGGGAGAGAACGGCAAGCUGCCUUCCACUCCUACUAAGGAGCAAAGACACAUUUUAGACGCUCGACGGUCUGGUCUCACUGUAUCCAUUCCCAAACUCAAACUAACAAGGCCGUUCACAACCGUGUGUCAGGAUUUACCAUCUCCAAAUAUCCGCCUGAGACACCCACAGAGGGAACGUGACGAGGGCAUGGUCGAGUAUGAAGCUGAACUUGUGGGAGAUGCCAGAAGACGAAGUCCACGGGCGCCAGGACCCUGCCUCACCCACUCUGAGGACUCAGGGGAAGGCAAGAACUCUCUAGAGUUGUGGUCAGGGAGUUCUGGAGAGGAAGCGGAGCGUGGCCACAAUGACCUAACACUUCUCAUCAAUUUCCGUAAACGAAAAGCAGAUUCAUCCAGCCUGUCAGUUUGCAGCAGCGACAGCCUAGACGAGUCCAAGUCCUUCAGUUCUGAUGGUACCUCACCAGAGCUCUGUGAUUUAGCACCUGGCGAAGACCUCUCUGUCACCUCAUCUUCAUUACCUUCACGGGAUGAUUGCAAGACAGUGCCCCCGCUCACUGUGCGUCUACACACUCGCAGCAUGACAAAAUGUGUGACCGAAGAAGGUCACGCUGUGGCGGUGGGAGACAUUGUAUGGGGAAAAAUCCAUGGCUUCCCCUGGUGGCCGGCACGCGUCCUCAGCAUCAGCGGCACCCGAAAAGAGGAGACUCCCACAUGCGAGGCCCAGUGGCCCCAGGCAAAAGUGGCAUGGUUUGGUUCCCCUACCACAUCUCAGCUCUCUGUUGCCAAACUUUCACCGUUCAGAGAGCUCUUCAGGUCCCGUUUCAACCGCAAAAAGAAAGGGAUGUACCGGAGAGCCAUCUUGGAGGCAGCCAAGGCUGUUGGACACAUGAGCCCAGAGAUUACAUCACUACUUUCUCACUGCGACACAUAGGAAGCUGGGCGCUGAAGGGAGAUCUCGUGAAUUCUCAGACCCUGUCAUCAAGACCCAGGAGGGAGUAUGUGCGGUUGCCUCGGCGACUAUUUAUAUGCUGUUGCCCCCACUCCCCUUCUUUCGUUUCUUUUUAACAAGGCUGUUGUAAAAUUGCAGCCAAGGUGGAGGAUAGUUUAGGAUGUGGGAGCAAACGUAAAGGGCCAUGCGCUGCAUGGUCUGCUGGGACUAUUCCUGUUUUGUUUCUGGGGGCGGGGGGUUUGUACCUCCAAUCAUAUUUCGAUAGAACCCAACAGCGAGCGACAUAACAAGAACCAGAAUGUAUUUAUUGCUAUAUUUUCACAAUCCGUCUUUCUAUCUGGAAAAACAUCCCAGUGUGCUGCUGGCAUGACUCACUGCGAGCGCCGCCGCCCACCGUUUCUACAAGGACAUUUAACGGAAGGGUUCAAAAAGUCUUACGCUUUUUUUUUCCUCUUUUUUAAAAAAUAAUCUCACAUCUCCAAAAUGUGAACAGCUCCAUCCAGUGACAGUAGUAACUGUUCCUACUCUCAAGUGACCAGUGUUCCAUCCGACAUUACUUGGAUUAAUGCAUGUUUAUACUGAUCGUCAUCCAUUGUACGUCACCCUUACAUUUCACUUUCAACUUUAGAUGUGUCAACCCCCUCCUUUUUCGUGACAAUGUUUUCCAUCACUUGUAAUUAUUUAAAGCAUUAAGAAAAAAAGCACUUUAUCUGUACCUUGGUGGCCUGCUGUAAGCUCACUGUCUGAAACACUAUUGUGAGAAACAGCCCUGAUAGGCAGCAGGGGCGUUACAAAAAUAUUUGUGGUUGACUAUCCAUGGCCUUGGAGAUAGGGAAAAAAAUAUUUUAAUUUUAGUCUUGUCUACAUUUCCCCCCCUUUUUUGGAUGGUUGUGUACACUGUAUUGUCCGCUCAUCGACCACACACUACAAAAAUCCCACGUGACAUUUCCACUGGACAGACAUGGGUCAAAUAUGUGUCGACACUCCCUAUGCAGUAUCACUUAAAGCUUUAUCAUUGACUUUCGGAAAAAUAACAUGCUGUAAGAAUACUGUGAAUUCAACUUCUUGUAGUGUUGAAAGCAGCACUGUUUGAAUAAGGGAGGGGGGCAGAGUAAAGCUGAAACGGCUGCUGUUAAGCACAGUAAAAAAAAAACUGCACACGCCUUCUAAUAUCCGCCUGGCUCCAAAAGCUUAGCUAUGAUCAGCAGAAAAAUGGCUCAUUGAUUGCCAACGAGGGAAGUAUUUUUUUUAUUUUUAUUUUUAAUGGGAGCAGACGACCACCAUUGUGAUAAUGCUCUCUGCGUUGACUGCCAUCAAGCCCGGCUAGUUUUCCUGGCAGCCUUACACAAGAUUCUAAAUGUAUGUAUGUAUGAGAGAGGAAAUGUGUCCCAUGUAUGUGCAACAUGGCUAUCAACUGUUGCCCAUAUUGGUCAAUGUUCUUGGCUACUUUUUUCCCCCCUUUUUUUUUUUUACAUGUACAGUGCAUAAAAUAAAAUAUACAAGCAAUAUAUCAGGGUGUUGUGGACAGCUGUGUCUAUAUUUGGUGUUACUAAAAACGUGUGUUUUUGUUGAUUUUUUUUGUGUGUUUAACACAAACACACAAAUGUCAUUUUUCUGUUAAACUGCCUGCUGACGUUUGAGCAAAAUGUAUUCAAGAUCGUUGCUAUAUUUUUCGGCUUGAAGAUGGUUUAAAGGUAAACCGGUCUGGCAAUUUUGUCCUGUGCCAACUUGAAUGCUCAAAGGUUAAAAAUAACUCCCAAGGUUUGAGCAAAAUGACACCUAUUAUUUAUUUUAAAUCAGGGUUUAUCUUGACCAGCGUUUCCCAAAGAAUGGUGCAUGGUUUAAUACAUUUCAAUUGGAGACGGCUUUGUGUGUUCCUAAAUGUGUUUUUGAUGUAUUUAUUGUAUUGAUGCAGAAUAGAAAUAUUUAGAAAUCCUUAAAUUAUUUUGGAUUGAAGUUUGGCCUUGAACAUCUUGCGCAAUCCGAAUUUUACCUUGUGUUGUAAUUUAGAGCUAGGACGUUUGAUGAAAAAUCCUACCGUGCUGAACCUAACCCCUCACUCAUAAAUAUGACUAAAUAUAUUACGGGUAAUGUAUUACCUAUUAUGAUGAAAAUGUGAUGCGUUCAAGAAAAAACAAGGGUAAAUUCAUAAUCACUGUCAAAAAAAUGAUCUAGAAAAGUUUUUCAUCUCUGAUUCAAAAACAUGGUUGACCUGUGUCAUUUCUAAGAUCAAUAACCUGUGGCUUAGCCACUGUCAACUCAAGUGUCGAAGUAAAGCUGAAAUGAAUGAUGAAAAGCUGCCACAGUGAAAAGCGGGGCUUAUUCAAAGGAGCGCCAGCUUUUUCAGGAAAAUGUUACACUGCUCACAAAUGACAAAGGCAGUUUUUUUUCUUUACAUGUUUGUGUUUCUGUCACUUAUUUUCAAGGCAUUACAUUUUCAUAGCAAAAUGAAAAAUUCCUAAAAAUUAUAGUCCUGGGCUAAACAAGCAAAAAAAGUCGGGAACCAUUGAUCGAAACAUAGACGUCCUCUUUUGGGUUACUUUCGGAUUCUAAAAACUCCAGACUGUUGUUGAAACUACUACACUGGUGUGAAUUAUUGCUAUUGUCACAAAGCAUUCACUUAAAUCUAUUU
Molecule: messenger RNA, 4856 nt
Organism: Hippocampus zosterae (dwarf seahorse)
Lineage: Eukaryota; Metazoa; Chordata; Actinopteri; Syngnathiformes; Syngnathidae
Gene: pwwp2b
Product: PWWP domain containing 2B
Exons: 3
Coding region: 341-2206 (621 amino acids)
Cellular component (GO): nucleoplasm; nucleus
Source: RefSeq, a predicted model, not a curated record